AUUAAACUAUUAAACUGAAAAAUUAUUUAUCUCAAAAAUUAGGUUCAUUUAUAGUGGCAUAAUAAAAAAUACUCUAAAUAUGAUUUCAAGGAAAAAAGCAACAGUUAGAGACAAAAUGUUUAACGAAGACUUAGACAAACAGCAAAAAGCUUGUAAAAAUUAUGAAGAGGAAGAAGUAGAAGAAAAAUUAUAAAAGCUAAUGGAGGUUUUGGAUAAAUUUUAAUCUAGCUAAAGCUUAAAAUAUGAAUGUUUCAAAAGCGAUCUAACUCAAAUAUGUGACUUCGAUCACAACUUUACCUUCAUUACAGUCUUACGUAGCAAAAUGAACAACACUAUUUUUUAAAUGCUAACAUAGAUCGUCUACAAAUCUAUGAAUAUAUUUUCUAUGAUAUACUACGCAGAAUCGUAGUUGACAGUAUUAAAACCUAAGAAUAAUGCAGAUCUAAGGCAUGAAGAAGAGGCGAUGAAUAUACUUUUGAAAACUCUAAAGAUAAUCUUUUUGAUUCAACCCAAAAUUAUACAUGGAAUAAACAAUCUCAACUUGCUUUUCAGCCAAGUCUUCUGGCUUUUCAAGCAAGAGAAAUGUUCAGUAAGGAGAUAAAAAUUAUGCAUAGAUUUGAUGGAAUUUUUUAUAGAGGGAUCAAAUUUUUAUUUUAAUUUGAUCAACAUCAAAGACAUAAGAGAGUUUAUUCAGUAUGCAGAUUAUAAAUAGAUGGCUCACUUCACGAAGGUACUGGCCCUUUUAGUUCUAGAUGUUAAAAAGGUUAAAAAUCCUUUCAAAAAGCAACCUUCAUAAUAUGAAGAGAGUAUAAUCAUAAAUAAUCAUUAGCUUCUGCUCUCAAUCAACAACUUUGUCCUGAAAACAAUAGAUAUCUGCCUUUUUUUGACUAAGAUAACAUCAAAUAUAUCUGUCUGUCAAAGCAGGCUAGAGUUAUCUGAAGCGAUCUUUAAUUUAGAUUAAUCACAAGUCAUUCAGCUAUCUAACUUUGAUGUUACUCCUUUUUAAUAAAUUUGUGAUAGAUCAGACAAUGAAACUUAGUAGUGUUUUACCUCAAACUAUCUAUUAGAAUUAUGUUUGAAAUCAUGCAAUCUAACUGAAAUUCUUUUUCUUCUUUCUAAUAUCCUUCAAGGAAAGAGAAAAAAAGAAAUAUAAAAUGAAUUGAAUAAGAUGGGCUUUGUUGAGCAAAUUUUCAAUCCUCUCUUUAAUAUAUUUUUUAGACACUUAAAUAGCAAUAGUCCUCAAGGUUAAGGUGGAAGCGAUCUUUUGCAAACAUCAAGAAUUUAACUUCUCAGGUCAAUAAUUAAUUUUUGUGACAGCGAUGAGCAGAAUAAGCAAAUCAAAGAUAGAAUGAUUUCAUUUGAAGAGAGAGAAUAUGCAAAAUGGAAUCUUUUUCCAUAGUUAAUAAAAAAUUAUAAUAGCGAAUAAGAUAUUAAAGAAUAAACCUAAAACAUUUAAUGGGACAAUAUCCUUUAGCUUAACUACUCGCAAAAUUUAUUUAUUAAUAUAAAAAAUAAGGGAACAAUAAAUUUAUUAAUAUCUAUUUAUUCUGAGAUGGAAAAAAGUAAUAAUUUAACAUUGAAAUUUUGGAUUGCUUCUUGUGUUGAAACAUUUUUAAGAGGCUCCAAUCAGUAUCAUUAAAUAAUGAUCCUCUUUUUCGGCUUAUAACACUAAAUCACUGAUAAGUUAUUUGAAAAAUCUGAAUCAAAUCAGUAAAAUACAAAUUAAAAUACAAAGAAAAAGGAUCCUGAGGAAUAAAUAUUAAUGGAUUUGAUGGGAGAAUUUACAAAAUACAAUUUGAUCAAUAUAAGAUAUUUUUAUCAAUACUUGAGAAUUAAAAACAAGGAAAAUAAAUUCAUUCAAAUACUAGAAUCUAACAUUAUUGAUUCAAACGUUUUUUUAAGAUCUUUAUGGCUUACAUAAAAUAAAUUGGAAACUCAAUCUAUUUCUUAUCCUAUUGAAGAAUAUUAGACUUAUGAAAGGUUGAAUAAAUUCCUUGUUUAAUGGAUCAUUUUAAUCAUAAAAACCAUGUGCAAUCAAUAAUUAAAUCAAGAUAAUAUAUGUUGCAUGAAUACUUUGAUUUUAAUUUAUUUAUUUGCCUGGAAUCGAGGUGAUUAGCAUGAAUUAGAUAUAGUAAAUAAAAUAAAUGAGCUACUAAGUUAGUGCUCUGACAUGAAGUAAAAAAUAAGCGAUUGCUUUGAACAAUGGGAAAAUUAUUAUUAUUUUAGAGGAAAAGACUCGUUCGGAUUGUCAUAUUCAACAAAAAUACCAUUUUACUACUAUCAAAUAUCAAAGAGAAGAAUGUGUGAUUUACUUGAUUUACAUUAAAACUCACUCUCCUCAGUAGCUGAAGACUGCGAUUUUUAAAUACCAAACUCCAUGUUAGUUGAUUAAUAAAAAAGGAAAAGUUCGAAUUCAACAACAAAAAGUAACACAGUUUGACUAAAUAACUUUCUCUCUAAUUAAAUAAUGACCUAAGUGAAUAAAUGAACUUAUGAAAUCUUCUUCAAGAAAAAUGACAUCUAAAAUACUAACCAAAUUCUAAUACUUCCCAUAUCUACCUACCUACCUAUCUAUCUCUCUCAUUCUCUCUUUUUUUCAAAAUUUUAUAAUCUAACUAAAAUUUAUUUUAUAUUUCUAAUCAAAUUUCUGAUGGACUUCACUAAAUAAAUAAUAACUAAAUUAUUUAACUUAAAAAUAAAAAUUUUAUAUUUAUUAGUAUAUUAAUUAAUUAAUACCCUUAAUAUUUAUAUAGAUAUCAAAAAUUAUUAUUAAAAUAUUUUU
Molecule: messenger RNA, 2782 nt
Organism: Tetrahymena thermophila SB210
Lineage: Eukaryota; Ciliophora; Oligohymenophorea; Hymenostomatida; Tetrahymenidae
Exons: 11
Biological process (GO): ubiquitin-dependent protein catabolic process
Cellular component (GO): Cul4A-RING E3 ubiquitin ligase complex
Molecular function (GO): phosphatase binding
Source: RefSeq, a predicted model, not a curated record